AUGUUUGCCCUCGGCUUAGCGAUAUUAUUAUGCAUAGCAAGCUUGCUCCAAGUUGCUGUUGGCCAGCCUGUCAUCAGCCGUAUCGACCCCGCAAUUGGCAGUCUGGCCGGAGGCGCCAGGCUGGUGAUAUAUGGCAACAAUUUUGGUGACAUGUAUACCACCAGCAGGAGUGUUUAUAUAGGCCCGUAUCCCUGCAACAUAAUCUCCCACUACUCGAGCAAUGAAGUGCUCACCUGCGAAACCAGCCCGGGCUCAGCCGCUCUCAAGGCAGUCUUGCCGCGUGCGGGGCCACCGGGAACGGAGGUGUUCAUAUACGGCGACAGGACCGCGUACAUGAUGUAUCGCGAUUGUGUGGAGUCAAACUGGGGUGACAUGAAUUGUGUCGGCAGCAUUCUUUUCGGCGAUUACCUUUGCAGGCAGGACCCCGCCGACCCAGACUCGCCCAUCAUCAUGACCACCAAUCCGCGGCUUGGCCCGUACCUGUACCGUAUCGGGUGCACCAUGCCAGCGCAGAACAGCAACAACACUCAGCCCGCCCUCGGCAAGGCCGCCAGUUUGAAUGCGACCAUCCACUUUGAGGCCAGCAUGCGUGGUGGUGCACCGACUGCCCUCCCUUCGUCGUUCCUGUACAAUGUCGACAGCGUGCCUUACCAGUUUCAGCUAUACCCAGAGGUUACAGGUGUGUCGCCCGCGACCGGAUCGAAUGCGGGUGGCACCUUGGUCAAAGUCACCGGACGUGGGUUUCCCGACUUGAGGCUGGGCAUGAAUGAUACGAUUGCCAUCUCUAUUGCCGGUGUGCCUUGUGACAUCGUGAACAGCACUUACGACACGCUCUUCUGUGUGACCGGCCCUAAGCCUGCGGCCACGGUAUCCCCUAUUGGCGGGUUGUACCCUGCAAUGCGUGGCAUCGAGUACGAGUUUUAUAAUAUCUCGCGGCUGUCAUAUGGAAAUCUUUGGCAGCUGAACAACACCAUCAAGGUGCAGCCUUUGAAUGGCUCUUACCGUGCCGUGCUGACGGGUUCCUGGGAAGGAAACGAAUAUUCCACGCCGUACUACUGCAGCCGCAGCAAAGCGUUUUUUACAGCUCCCCGCGCCGGGAACUACAGUUUCUACAUGUCCGCAGAUGACUAUGCCCAACUGAAUGGGACAUGGAAACAGUCCAAUGGCGCAUUGGUAUCGACCACACUCAUCAACCUUCAGUCCUGGACGUAUAUUGACAACUUCUUCCAAAGCCCGUCGCAGCGGUCACUGGAGGUCACCCUGAACGCAGGCCAGAGUAUACUUCUGGAGAUGAACCACUGCAACGGCGCCUCUGUCGGUUUUACGCAGCUGGCCGUGCGCAUGCCAGUCCCAGAGCCGCGGCUGAACUCAUUACCAGAAAUUCAGAAGAUCUCUAUCUCUGCGACCUUUUUUCCUCGCUCAGUUGCCAUCAAGUAUCUGUAUGGUGAUGGCGCCGCCGUGACUGCCUUCAACAUCACCAUCAGCGCCCUGAAUGACACUGCCCUGGAUGACCCGCAGAUCGGACUGUAUGUGCAGAUCAACGGCGGCUGGGAUAUUGUCCUUCCCUUGGGUGCCACCACCGGUGCAAUGGAUGACCUGGUGGAAGCCUCCCUCGGUGGAAACUUCACCAAGAACGACACCUUGUUUGGCAUCCGCAAGACCCGCGCUUAUGGCACGCUGACGCUGCAGAUGGCUGCUUUGGAUGGAUCCAUGGGAAGCUUCAAUGUGACUGCAGCGAGAUUGGUCCUCCUUCCCCCGCCGCCGCCGCCCAUGGAUAACACAUGCCCUUCUAAUAGCAGCGCUGCUAUCAACGUCACAUCUAUGUAUCCUCCUCCUGCGCCUCAGGCACUACAGAGUGCUGGUACUGGCUUUACGGUUAAUGUCUCACGGGCCCAGGCGGUCCCUGCGGUCGUUCCUACAGGCGACUUCCUGUUGGGGCUUUACGGCAACGCUACUACAUCCCGGGUGUCAGCAACUGCCAACUCCACAGCGAUGGUUGCUGCAAUCCAAAAUGUGACUGGUUACAACUCCAAUUACUAUUCGGUCAACGUGACGAAUGCACGUGAAGGUGCCUAUUUUGCACGCAUCUGGAACAUCACCUUCACCUACUCGUGGUUGGACAACGUACCGGCACUGGUGGUCGGGCCUUCAAGUACGACACCCCCGGGCGUAUUACUAACAAUGGAGUCACGUAGCGCUAGCCCGCGCCUGAAGGGCUCCUUCAAGGUGGCCUUUGGCAGCAGCUGCGCAUCUGUGAAAAUCAACCUUGGAGACUCCUCCGAAACCAUUGAGGCCGCACUGGGGAGCCUGCCGGGCCUGGCGCCACCGAAGCAGGUUGAUGUCUCAGGCGACGGUACCAGCGGCUACGUUUACACCAUCACCUUCGACCCAAUCAAUAAUCCUGGAGAUCAGCCGGAGCUGCGCAUUGCGGAUGCAAGCGACCUCCAGGGUGUGAACCCCACGGGUAGCAUCACGACUGUGUGGAAUGGCACCACUGACGCCUUCUACGCGCCCAUCCCGACGGAGUUUCUGCGCCUGGCUGUUUCGCAACCUGGGACCAUCAACUUGCAAGUCAACGGCGUGCCAUCGGCUUGUGCGGAUGCAAGCGGCAUCUGUGGGUUUUUGUACUCUGAUGCUGCCACCCCACGCAUCACAGGCGUAUCACCAACUAGACUCGCAUUCAGCAGCCAGGCGAGCUUGCCCCUUACCAUUACUGGUUCUGGUUUCAGCAGUGGCCCCAGUGUGGAGGUCCGGGUGGGCACGGCGCUGUGCAAUGUGACAUCAGUCACUGCGACCCAGAUCACCUGCAACGUCCCAGACACGGCGCCUGCUGGCGUCCGGCUUGUUUCAGUGAACGUGGCUGGCCUGGGGUUCGCGGACGGCGCUCCAAAUGUCACACUGGAGACGCUCUACGUGACUGGCUCUGCACCCUCGCCGGCCGUACUGUCCUCCGCGGGCAUAUCGGUGCUGAACUUCACAGGCAAGGGUUUCGACUACGUUGAUUGCGCGAACAACAAGCUGACCAUCGGGGGCGUGCGAUGCAGCAUCAUCAAAUGCCAGCCUAAUAUGCUGACGGUAAUUUACCCUGGCAACAAUGGGGCGAACGCCGCCGCAGCAUCCGUAACGGCGGAGGUCUACGAAAAAGGGCAGUUAAUAGAUUCAGAUACACCCUCCGGCCUGACAGUCAGCGUUUCAAGCUCAGCACCGUCCAUCAGCACUGUAUCACCUGCACGCCUGCCGGGUGCAGGCGGUGUAAUCACAUGGUCUCUUACUGGGGCGACAGCAAGCCAGGUGAUCUCCGCGUCCAUGGUGCCGUUCAUCUCCUCUUUCACCAACUACACGGAGGCCUCGGUAGCCUUCCAAGAGCCAAUACCGUGCACUGACGUCACAGCAGGCAGCUCAGGCACCUUGACGUGCAUCAGCCCGGCCCUGCGCAACGGCCGUUACCACAUCCUCGCAGUUCUGUCCUCGGGCUUGCAGCUAUUGUCGUCCGAUACUAUCCUUUUCGAGCUCUUCAUCACCAGUGUCUCACCCAAUCUGGGAAGCAUCGGCGGCGGCACUACCCUUACCAUCACAGGUUCGGGUUUCAGCCAAGUGGUAUCGGAGAAUGUCGUUUUCAUUACCGUUCCAGUUUCGACAACAUUUCUUAACGGUGUUGUCCAAUGUAUAGCAACAUCGGUCACAUCAACCACCUUGACGUGCAAGACGCUUCCAAACCUGGCCGCUGACGCGAGCGCUAAUGAUCCUUUUGCCAAGCAAGUGAUGCCCGUGGACACCACCCCUGGACGCGCGGUUUCCGUUGUUAUCUGCGACUCCAGCUACAACUCAAGCUUCUUGCAGGAGUAUUGCUGGUCACUGCCAGAGACGGCCCGGGCGCGGUGCGAUGCAGCAGGUGCCGCCACAUGUAAUUUUGGGUACUCGACCGAGCUGACACCUGCUGUGGACUAUCUGUACCCGAGCAGCGGGAGCCUGGGGACUCGCAUCACAGUCGUGGGCAGCUACCUUAACAUGGUGACCGAGGUCCAGUUCCUGCAGGGUGGCGUGCUCAAGGGCGCCGGGAGUAACAUUAUCUCAAGCCGCACGAACGUGUCCUGCGAUGCUCCCGAUCUGCCACCGGGUGUUUACACGAUUCUCCUGCUCAAGGCGAACGGCGAGAAGUCCGUGGAUCCGUAUGGCAAAGGUACCUUUACCUUUACGGCCUCAAUCGACAGAUUAACCAGGAAUGUGGGGUCGCUUGCGGGUGGGCUGCCGCUGGUGCUUUCAGUUGGCGGCGCCGGCCUGGCCGUCGGUCCGGACAACUUGACCGCCAAUGCGAUAACGAUUGCUGACUUACCUUGCCCCAUAUUGUCGGUCAAGAACCGCACGGAAGUGACCUGUCGUGCGCCAGGCAUGAACGGCUACGUGUUUGCUGAGUACUGGAAUUUGGGAGUGUCAACAUCCUCCAUGCCCGACAUCUUCAGCUUCACAAAGCCCCAUAUUUCCCGGAUUGAGAAAGGGACAUCUUUCUCGUGGGGUACCAUGUCGCCAGAGCCGGGCGUGAUCAACUUUGAUUACUGGGCUGCUCGCUUUACCUUUUACUACCAGAUUUCUGUAACGGAGAACGUGACCUUCUACAUGUAUGCUGAUGAUGAUGCACGCCUUUACAUCGACGAUGUCCUGGUUGGCGGUCGCAAUACCCCACUGGACACGAUUCUGUACCCUGGCCUGCGCAAAUUGGUCGUCACGCACGUGGAGUAUAAUGGUGGGGCUUAUCUCUCUGUGGUGAUCUCGAGAAGGCAACCUAAUGGAGCGCGCGGACCCUUCGCUUACUUGGAGUGGCAGAAGGUUACACCGGUACCUCCAGGAACGCCACUGCCAGUCAAGCUUACAGUCAACGGCAUUGACUCCGUGACACAGUGUCCCGUCACCAACCUGACACUUGUUCUGCCAGGCCAGCCGAAGGCGCCGUUUGAGCCGUCGUGGGUGCAGACGCCCAACAGAACAUGCUCUUAUGUGUACUCAGUUUAUCGCACACCGUCACUGUCAGCAUUGAGCGGGAUUACGUUGAGUGGCAUCAUGCAGCCCACCUUCAACAGCACCAACACAACCUUGAGCAUCUUUGGCGAUUUCCUGACGGACCCAAGCCUACCCGCCGCGUCCCAGAUCAGCGUCACUCUGGCCAACCGGCUGUGCAGCAUUGUUGGUGUCGCACCGGUGACGGUCAACGGCACCAACACAACCAAUAUCAACUGCACGGCGCCCGCCUUGCCGGCUGGGCAGUGGCCUGUUAGUAUUAUGGUUGAGGGCCUGGGUCUUACACGCCCCACAGCGACAGCUGCGACGGACUUGCCAAUCGUAACCUAUACGGUCAGGGUUCUUAGCUACACCUUUAACAACCCCAACUCCAAGUGCUAUUUCUCCCUGUUUGGUGGCGGCACCUUCAACAUCACCGGGUAUGGGUUUGUGAAGGACUUGGUCGAUACGACACUUCAAGUCAACAUGACGGCUGCGUGGGAAACCGUCUUUUGUGGCUCAGGCUUUUCGAACUCGCCACCGUGCCAGGCUGUCAACUCGUCACGCCUGAAUCUUGUGCCGCUGGCAAGCGACGGCUUCACUGCAUCAUUUGGGCUGACACGCUUCAAGGUGCCUAAUCCUGAAGCCUUCGCCGGUAACAACAGUAUCAGCGGAGUCAACUUGCGGUAUAAGCCGCGGGUAUAUUACACGAGCAACGGCACAUACGCUGCGACUGCGAGCAUUGAGCUCCUCUACUUUUGUGGUGGCCGCACGCCCGCCCUGUCUGGCGUGACGCCUUCAUCUGCACCACCCGACGCUGGUGCAACCCUGUCGCUGACCUGGUACUUAUCGGGAGUUGGCACGCUAAACAACAUUAUCACGGCACCGGCUGCUAAGAACGGCGCCAGCAAUGCCACGGUUGAGUUUGAGGUCGGGCCGACGGUGCUGCCCUGCCGCAACCCAGUUGUCACGGAUUUCAACAUCACCAGCACCACCUAUCGCGAGGCGAUUUCCUGCACCAUGCCUGCUUACAUGCCAGCCGCGACUUAUACGCUAUGGCUGUGCAUCCAGCCUUUUGGCUGCGGUCUUUUGCCUGCUUACACUAUACCCCUGACCAUCAGUGCUAUGUCUGCAACUACUGGCGGGAGUGCUGGUGGUAUUACCGUGGUCAUUACCGGCAAGGGGUUCGAUACCAACACCACGCUUGUAUCGGUGCGCUUUGGCAACAGCACAUGCAAGGUCAUCAGCAGCACCGCUACAUCGCUGACCUGCGUUACCGGUCCCCUGGACACCAAGCCAGUGAGCCCAGUGACGUGGCCGCUGUCAAUUACGCCCACUGCCGGCACCAACGAGACCACCCUGUCGAACUUCACUUUCACUUUUGACCCAGCCCUAGAGUCGACAGUGAGCGGCAUUGUCCCGGCGCGCGGCUCCACUGAAGGUGGCACACCCGUCACUAUUACGGGCGCAGACUUCCGUACCGGCGUGAGCACCACUGUCAGCAUUGGCGAUGUCGCUUGCCAGUCGGUUGUGGUCGUCAACAGCACCGCCAUCACCUGCACUACCGGUAAGCCGCCCAACAGCAUCCUUCGAGUUCCGCUGCCGGUGACGGUGCUGCAGCAGGGCCGUGGCUAUGCACGCAGCUCGGCUCAGUACCAGUACAUCGACGUGUGGAGCCGCAACAGCACGUGGGGUGGUGGACCCCUGCCCGGCUACGAGGACUCGGUCGUAAUUCCAGCUGGCGUGACGGUCCUCCUGGAUAUCAGCCCGCCGAAACUUUAUGUGAUUGUCUUGGAAGGCAACCUAGUUUUUGAUGAUACCAAGGACUACAUUAACCUGCAGGCUCACUACAUCAUUGUUAAGGGGGGCAAUUUCACCAUUGGUAGCGCAGAGAAGCCCUACCCCGGCCGCGCCAACAUUACCAUGCAUGGGGCCCCAAAUAGCAGGGAUCUUCCGAUGUAUGGCGCCAAGGCACUGGCCGUGCGGCAAGGCGUCGUCACCUUCUUCGGGCAGCCCAAGAUCCCGCAUUAUACCAAGCUGAACCGGACGGCGGAUCCAGGGGACACCAGCAUUGUCGUCAACGGAGCAAUUAAUUGGCAGGUUGGCGACCGCAUCGUCAUCGCGAGCAGCAGCUUCUACGGGAAUGAGGUGGAUGAGGCAACCAUCACAGCGCUCGACAACAGGACCGUGUCUGGCUGUACCGUCAUUACGCUAGACACGCCACUUCAAUACGUGCACUUGGGAGAGCUGCACAGCGUGCAGGGAUCUACCCCCUUGGACAUGCGCGCUGAGGUGGCCGUGCUCACACGUAACAUUUUGCUGCAGGGUGAUUACACCAGCGCCAAGAAUAUGUAUGGCGUGCAAGUCAUGGUUAAUUCGCCGUCAUACCUAACUAAUAAAGGCUUGGUGCGUUUUGACAACAUUGAGAUCACGCAGUCCGGCCAGGCUUUCCGCCUGGGACGCUACUCCAUGCACUGGCACCUCAUGGGAGACGUGGCAUGGCAGACAUGGGUUCGUGGCUGCGCUAUCCACCACACAUACAACCGUGCUAUCACCGUGCACGGCACGCACCGCGCCAUCAUCCAGAACGUCACGGCGUACCAUACCAUGGGGCACACGUUCUUCCUGGAGGACGGUAUCGAGUCUGGCAACCUCAUUGAAGGCAACCUGGCCAUUCAUGUCAAGGUAUCAGACGCGCUGCUCAACACCGAUACCAGCCCAGCCGCUUUCUGGAUUACCAAUCCAAACAACACUGUGCGCAACAACGUGGCUGCUGGUUCGGCGGCUUAUGGGUAUUGGUAUCGCAUGCUGGAUAAUCCCGAGGGCCCGUCAUACACGACGACCAUCUGCCCCAAGUUUACACCCCUCCUAGAGUUCACCAACAACACCGCCCACUCGAGCAUGUUUUAUGGACUGCGUAUCCACCCAGAGUUCUACCCGCGUAACGUACCCUGCAACGGGUUUUCUGGAACAUUUGAGCAAGUGCCUGCGGUGUUUAACGGCCUGGUGGCCUAUAAGAACGGCAUGAAGGGCGCCGUCGGCACUCAGGUUGGCAUGGUGCAGCUUGUCAACGUGAUAGCAGGCGAUAACGGUGGUGGGCCCCAGCAGCACGUUGUCAACGGGAAGGACCAUGGUGGCGAUCUUGAAUUGUCAUGGGUUGUCGACGACCGCAGCCGUGUGGGGGUGCAGAUCACAGAGAUGGCCGGUAUCGUGAAUGCUACCAUUUACUCGCGCACCAGUGUUGGAAAGCGCGGUAGUGCUGGUCAGUGGCCCUCAUGCCGCCGUGUGGCGGGUAUCAUUACGCAGAGUCCCGUCAAGGGCGACCCCAAGCACUCUGCAUUGAUGAGCCUAAUCAACGUAACAUUUGUGGACUUCAAGGGCUGGGAUGACUGCACGCUAUUCUCCAUGUUGGAGGCAUGCGGCAAGUGCAAGGACCAUCAGGGCGGCUCUACCACAUUCACAGCCAACAUCUCUAUCAUCACAUCAGACAACAGCAGCUCCAUGAUGUCAUACUGGAGCUGGGGCCACCAGGGCGUCUACCUUGACACAGACGGCACGUUACUGAACAACAAGUCGCUGCCCGCUUCGCUCUUGCCUAAUGUGGGCACCAACGUAACUCUUGGCCCCGGGGCUACCUGGCAUUCGUCGGUCGAAAGCGAGCUGUUUGAUCCCAACGAAUGCAAGUAUGUGCGGAACACACGCACAAGCAACAACGGAGCAUAUUGCAGCCCCGGCUUGUCGUUCCGCCGCGUGAUGCUUCAUGACCACACACCCCAGUCCAUCGGGAUCAAGGACCUCAUCCUCACGUCGGUGGCCACCAAUCGCUCCUCUCUUGUGCACUUCACCAAGUAUAACGAGUUUGGCUACCAGUUCACAAUCGCCACUGCCCGCGACUACUGGGUGCAGUGGGACAUGCCUUUCCGGGUGGAUCCAGAAACAUACGAGCUGCACAAGAUGGACUUGAUGAACACGAGUGACUACGUGUACAUUACCACAAAGCACAUUCAGGUCAAGGACCACUUCUCAAUCAAUAACAACGACCAGUGGAACAACUUGACCGCGAUGCCGCCUCCCACCAACUCAACCCACGGCAUGUUCUACUACAACAAAACCAAGGCGCCUAAUUCCUGGUGGUGGAGUAAUCUUUCGUACUACGACACCAAGUUUACGGUCUUCGUUGAUGGGCGCCUCGAUACUGCUCUCGACAUGAAGGCAUUCACCUGCCCUAACACGGGGUGCACCAAUGUACCCGAUGCCGUUGUGGAUACACGCAACAACACAUUGUACUGGUCUAACACCAGCACCUGGAACACGAGCGCCGUGAACAACUUCCGCAAACCAGUAGCUGGCGACAACGUCACCAUUCCGUACGGCUGGGACCUGGUCAUUGACGAGUCAACACCGCCGCUGCUGGCGCUGACCGUUCAGGGCAAUUUACGCUUUGACACCACGCGGGACAUCAACCUGACCGCUACCUAUAUUAUUGUCAUGGGCCAGGGUGUGCUGAGCGCUGGCAGCGCCACGGAGCCGCACCCCGCCAAGGCCACUAUUCGGCUGAAGGGUGCUCGCGACACACCCGACUAUGGCAUUGAUAAUAACUUCAACUUGGGCUCCAAGGUGCUGGCAGCUCUUGCAGGAGGCACAAUCAACCUGUACGGCAAACCGGCCCGUAAGCGCUGGAUCAAGUUAGGAUCCGCGGCACAGAUUGGCAACAAUGCCAUUAAUGUAUCGGACCCCAACCACGGCUGGAGUGUCGGUGAUAAGAUCCUGAUUACCUCCACCUCGUUUAACUGGAAUCAAAGCGAGUUCCGCAUCAUCACUGGGAUCCGCAACAACGGCUCCCAGCUGCUGCUGGACUCGCCGCUGGCCCACCCCCAUGGGGCGCGGGUCAAAGCUUAUCCCGGCGGCCCCACCGUGGAUAUGCGCGCGGAGGUUGGCCUGGUCUCUUCCAACGUCCUCAUUACUGCGGAUGAUGGCGAGAGUACCCACUCGUAUAAUGGAGAAAUGUUCGGUGCACGCGUAGUGGUUUCGGGCAACUCCACAGGCCGCUUUGACAGUAUGGGUAUGGCUUAUUGCGGCCAGGCUGGCUUUGACGAUCGCGCGUGCAUAUACUUUGACCGCAUGGCGCCAGUUACAGUGAUGCGUACGGACAAUGUCACCAAAAUUACAACGGUAUCCGCAGUUCCAAAUCCAUCAUUUGUUAAAGGCAGCGUGCUGCUGUAUGGUAUGGCCUCGAACGUGCUCAUUUAUGGCAACCCCUCAGUUGCGAGCCCUGUCACCCUGGCCGACAACAUCAUGUACGAAGCGUUCGACAAACACAGUGUAGACGUACAAACAAGGGACAACGUUAUCCGCAGCAACCUCGUGAUCGGCACCAUUAAGAAUAUGACUGAAAGGAGUGGUAAUGAUGUUAGGAUGCCGUCGUCCUUCCGCAUCGUGUACGCAUCUAACUGGGUCACUGACAACGUGGCAGCUGGUUCGGAACGCUACGGCUUUGCGUACUACGGUUUACCGUGCAGCAACUUCACAAAUGGCUCCUUCCGCAACAACACGGCCCAUUCAUCCCUUGCCGGCCUGUGGUUUCAAGCCAGUCCCGAGGCACUCCUCCAGGGUUGUGCACAGUUGACGAACUUCACCACAUACAUGAACUGGGACUUCGGUAUCAUCUCCACCCACGGAGUUUCGACGGACAUUGUCCUGAAGGACGUCAAUAUCCUGGACACCAAGCACGCGGGCAUCCAUCUAAUGCGUUAUGGUGAAAUGACCGACAAGGGCUGGAUGCGCUGGGACGGUGGCCUCCUUGUUGGCCAGUCGAGCAAUGAUGUCUGCUCUGCCUGCACGAAGCGAGGUGACCCUGGCUGCCACCCUAAGAUGUCCCUCCAGUCAUUCAAUCAGUAUGACCCCUUCACACCAGCAGUUGGCCUGCAGUCGUCACAGUUUGCACUGGGGUUUGCGGUGGGCCCCGAGAAGAAGCCGUUCGACAAGCCCAUGGGCUACUCACUAAUCCAUGGCAUGUUCAACAUCAGCGGUAUCACCUUGGCGGACUUUCUGGGCCCCGCGGGCUGCGGAGGCUCACAAAGCGGCACUUAUGCGUUGGCGAACCAGCCUAAGGCGCCAGAAGCUUUCUAUCCGCACUAUUUCUCCAAAAUUAACGUCCAAAACGUCAGCACUGGGGUGAACCAGGGGAUGUUUUAUCACACCCCGCCCGACCCUGACUGGCGCAACGAGGCGGACUGUGGAGAGGCGGUCUAUACGCGGCCCGACGGCUCCCAGAUCAAGCUUAACUGUGCCGGUCCGGCACACGCCUACUGGCGGGAUCUGGAUGGCUCACUUACCGGCACCGUCAGCACCACCGCGGGCAUCUUCACGUCCAAACGUGUGUUCCCAAUGGAUCAGGGCUCACCCGUGCUGCCUGGGGCAUGCACAUACUCUGAGUAUCAGGAUUCGUAUCAGUGCGUCGUUAACUCGACCUCAUACAUAGCGGAGGCUGGCCUGGACCUAAGAUACAAGCCUGACCCUGUGCCAGCGGAUGGCAUUUGGGGCGACCCGCAGAUGCUAGUGCUCGAGAGCCGUGACAAAGACACUGAGGACCGCAACUUUGGCCCUGUAUUCUUCAACGUGUCUGGCUCAAUCGACCUGGUGACGGCAGCCAUGGAUCAUGGCUGGUGCUUUGCGUACACAUGUCAGAAGCGGCUGUCAACCUUCUGGACCUACGUGCCAACUGGGCAGACAGUGUACAUCAACUUCACAAGGACGCCUUCACAAAGCUUCCGCAUCUGGUUUCCCUACGCAGACCCCGACAAGGAAAUUGUCUUGGUUAUCAAUAUGCUCUACACCCUUAACCGUCGCUUCACCUGGCUGCCGCCUGGUAAUGGCAACACCACGGGCCGAGUGAUGCCAUUGGACAAGCCUAUAAGAAUUGGUGAUGGCACACCUCACGGGUCGUACUUCUGGGACCAAGAUAACGCGCUGCUGUAUGUAAAGAUCAAGGGUGGCAUGACGGUUGAGACACGCACUGAGAGCGCUGUGAUGGUUUCACAGUCUUUCGCUGUAACGAUUGACAACUUCUACGCACAGCAGGCGGUCUUCCUGAAGAACCUCGCAGCUGUAAUGGGUAUUGAUAUGAACCGUCUCUAUGUGGCGAAGAUUGUGGCUGGCUCCGUAAGCGCCACGAUUGGCCUCGAACCAGAUAAGUCCAUUCCCGUCGAUCCAUUGCUUGAUAAUACAGUCUCGGCCGCUGUGGAUCCCACUGACCCUGUCGUCACUGACCCAGCCAUCACUGCAGCCAACUCCAGCAUUGUGGCUGUCUUUGUGGUUCGGCGUCGUGCUAAGGGGCCCUUGCCCGUGUUGCCAAGUGGUUCACCGAGCACCAGUGAGGUCAGCAGCUCCAUGUCGUCACCUCCAGCGGCCGGCCGGCCUGGCAGUGCGAGUACACGCCAGGCCUUCGUGGCGACCAACCCCGCCUAUGAGACGCCUGGAGAGCGUGCCGCAGCUUUACCAGCUAGCGUCGCUGCGGUACCCGUGCAGGGGCCCGAGGAGAACCCCACUUCGCCGCGUGCCAGUGUGUUGGCCGCCGGACCAACCCCCCUGAGCCCAGCGCAGUUUAUCGGUCCACUCGCCUCCACUGCCCGUAUGCCACAUAGCAGCCUACCGCUUGUUCCACCGCGUACACCAGUGGCCGCAGUCGACGCCAUGGAAGGGGAGGCCAUGUUGGCCCCGGGUGCAUCUGUCAGUGUGGCAGCCGCUGCCAGUGGCGCCAUCGCGACCACUGCCAGUGGCUCGGUUGGUGGCUCGCGCUCACCAGCACAGCUGACACCUGGCCAGCCAACCACCAACCACCCUUCAGACACCACUGUCACGAGUCCAUCGAACAUGGCCACUGGCAGCACUGGCAGUAAGGUGGACAGCGCGGAGAUUGAGCAAGUGCCAGAUCACGAUCAAACCAAGGCCGCAGCGGCCGAGGGUGCCCCUGCAGCUGUGCACGUGGUAGCGCCUCCCGGCACGUCCCCAGCCCCUGUCACUGGGGACGCGACGGAUGCCGCGACCACGCCAAAGGCGCGCAUGCCUGCCAGCCUGCAAUAG
Volvox carteri f. nagariensis is the source of this 13074-nucleotide messenger RNA. RefSeq lists its product as uncharacterized. The record is from RefSeq and is a predicted model, not a curated record. The transcript is spliced from 23 exons. NCBI's taxonomy places the organism in Eukaryota, Viridiplantae, Chlorophyta, Chlorophyceae, Chlamydomonadales, Volvocaceae. The coding region runs from base 1 to 13074 and encodes 4357 amino acids.